AUGAGCUUCAUUCAGCGCAUCACGAAACGGCUGCCCAGCGCGCCGAGCCUCCCCAUCGACGAUGCCUCCCGCGAGAAGGGCCACACUUCCUCCCGGUUCGCUUUCUUCCGCCGGCGCAUCCGCUUGAAGGGCAAUUCGUCUAUUUCCAUACCCCUGGGAUUUGUUUUACUAUUUCCAUGUCUUGUAAUUGUCUUCAUUCUACUUCUUUUCGUCCGACAUCCUUCAACUCCCGGGGGUAUUCUAAUUCCAGCUGGCACUCCGCCAUCUAUCCGAAAAAUCAGCGAAAAGCAUGACAAAGUCUUCGCCACGGGCUGUAUGCCCAUCGACCCCGAUGGACCUAAGGGACCUCGCGCCAAUGCCGCGUUCGUUGUUCUCGCAAGGAACAAGGAGCUGGAUGGUGUCAUUCAGUCUCUGAAGUCGAUCGAACGCCAUUUCAACCGUUGGUUCCACUAUCCUUACGUCUUCUUGAAUGACGGGGAUUUCGACGAGGACUUCCGGGCGACGGUCAAAAACUAUACCAGCGCCCCCGUGGAAUUCGGCAAGAUUGAUAAUUCUAUGUGGGGAUUCCCCGACUGGGUCGACCAUGAGGUUGCCAAGGAAGGUAUCCGGAAGCAGGGUGAUGCGGCCAUCAUGUAUGGCGGUAUGGAAAGCUAUCACCACAUGUGUCGCUUCUAUUCAGGCUUUUUCUACAAGCACCCUCUCCUGGCGAAAUACGAGUGGUACUGGCGUCUGGAGCCCGAGAUCAAGUAUUUCUGUGAUAUCACCUAUGAUCCCUUUAUGAAGAUGAUUGAGGCAAACAAGACAUACGGCUUCACUAUUGCAGUGAAGGAACUCCGCGAAACGGUCCCCAACAUUUUCCGGUAUGCGUCGGCCUAUAAGCGCAAGAACAACCUCCCGUCGAAGGGCCUGUGGGAGAUGUUUUUGGAGCGUCCGCCCGCGGAGGAGACCCCACCCGAAGGAGAGAAGAAGCCGGAGAAGCUUCCCGAGGAGAUUCUCCAAUCCGAACCGGGCGACAACGGUCUCGAUGACAUUGAUCCCGAGGCGAUGGAAGGGGAGAGCUACAACAUGUGCCAUUUCUGGAGUAACUUCGAAAUCGCGCGCUUGGAUUGGUUCCGCAGCAAGGAGUAUGAAGAUUUCUUCAACAUGAUGGACCGGAGUGGUGGCUUUUGGAAUGAACGAUGGGGUGACGCCCCUAUUCACUCCCUCGCCGCUGGUGCCCUCCUCUCGACUAAUGAUAUUCACUACUUCCGUGACUUUGGCUACCGGCACACCACCAUCCAACAUUGUCCGGCCAACGCUCCUGCUCGCCAGCUUCCUCGUGAGCCCUAUCUCGAAAAAACCACUGAAGAUGAGAAGAAGCGGAUCGAAGAGGAUGAGUACUGGGCCACUCCUGAUCCGGUCAAGGAGAACGGCGUUGGCUGCCGAUGCCGUUGCGAUACCGACAUCGUGGAUGUUGAAGGCAAGCAGGGCAGCUGUCUUGCAGAGUGGGUUGAGGUAGCUGGCGGUUGGGCCUCCCCAUAA
Molecule: messenger RNA, 1521 nt
Organism: Penicillium macrosclerotiorum
Lineage: Eukaryota; Fungi; Ascomycota; Eurotiomycetes; Eurotiales; Aspergillaceae
Product: glycosyltransferase family 15 protein
Exons: 5
Coding region: 1-1521 (506 amino acids)
Biological process (GO): cell wall mannoprotein biosynthetic process; protein N-linked glycosylation
Cellular component (GO): Golgi apparatus; membrane
Molecular function (GO): alpha-1,2-mannosyltransferase activity
Source: RefSeq, a predicted model, not a curated record